UCCAAUUCAUCAUCUGUGAGCAUUUUGGUGGUUUCUUUUAUGCAGUUUCCUCUGCUCUGUUGAGAAUGUCCGGAAAUGAAAAGGGUCAUGCAAUUGGGAUUGACCUGGGGACGACUUACUCGUGCGUGGCGGUUUGGCAGCACGAACAUGUAGAAAUCAUAGUGAAUGAUCAGGGAAACAGGACUACUCCAUCUUAUGUUGCCUUCACUGAUACUGAGAAAUUGAUCGGCGAUGCAGCGUUUAACCAGAUCAUCAAAAAUCCCACCAAUUCCGUAUUUGAUGCAAAGCGCUUGAUUGGUAGGAGAUUCAGUGAUACCUCUGUUCAAAAUGAUAGGAAGCUCUGGCCAUUCAAGGUCAUUGAAGGUGCCAAUGACAAGCCAAUGAUCAUGCUUACACAACAGGGCGAAGAGAAACAAUUUGCUGCUGAAGAAAUCUCAUCUAUGGUUCUCACAAAGAUGCGGGAGAUAGCUGAAAAGUAUCUGGACUCAACUGUGGAAAAUGCAGUUAUAACUGUUCCCGCUUACUUCAAUAACUCACAGCGUGAGGCUACAAAAAAUGCUGGGGUCAAUGCAGGUCUAAAGGUGAUGCGGAUUAUCAAUGAACCGACAGCUGCGGCCAUUGCUUAUGGCCUUGAGAAACAGGCUGGUUGGUAUGGCAAGAGAAAUGUGAUGAUAUUCGAUUUGGGUGGUGGCACAUUAGAUGUAUCACUACUUACCAUAGGGGAUGGUGUCUUUGAAGUGAAGGCCACUGCUGGAGACACGCAUCUUGGAGGUGAAGACAUCGAUAACAGUAUGGUAAACUAUUGUGUUGAUCAAUUCAAAUCAAAGCAUAAUUUGGAUGUCAGUGAAAAUCCCAAGGCUCUUAGGAGGUUAAGAAAUGCUUGUGAGAAGGCAAAAAGGAGACUUUCAUUUACGUCCACGAUUGACCUUGAAGUUGACUGCCUAGAUCGGGGUACUGAUUUCUUUAUAACAAUUACUCGGGCCAAAUUUGAACAAAUGAACAUGGAUUUCUUCAACAAAUGUAUGGAGCCGGUGGACAAGUGUUUGAGGGAUGCUGAUAUAGAGAUAACUAAUGUUCAUGACGUUGUUCUUGCUGGUGGCUCUUCUAGAAUUCCCCAGGUGCAGGAACUAUUACGGAAUGUCUUCAAGGGGAAGAAGCUGUGCCAGAGUAUUAAUCCGGAUGAAGCGGUUGCACAUGGAGCUGCUGUUCAUGCUGCAGUCUUGAGUGGGAAAGGAGGUGGUAAACUUCAAGACUUCACUCUCUUAGAUGCUACACCUGUCUCACUUGGAGUGGAGGUCGGUGCAGAUUUCAUGGGAAUUGUGAUUCCAAGAAACACCAAAGUUCCUGUAGUUAAGAACUGUAGUAUGACUACAAGCUCCUAAGGGUGUUCCUAAGUU
Messenger RNA from Rosa chinensis, 1397 nucleotides. Its product is annotated as heat shock cognate 70 kDa protein. The transcript has 5 exons. The coding region runs from base 66 to 1382 and encodes 438 amino acids. NCBI's taxonomy places the organism in Eukaryota, Viridiplantae, Streptophyta, Magnoliopsida, Rosales, Rosaceae. The record is from RefSeq and is a predicted model, not a curated record. Gene Ontology annotation, biological process: protein refolding; cellular response to unfolded protein. Gene Ontology annotation, cellular component: cytoplasm. Gene Ontology annotation, molecular function: heat shock protein binding; ATP hydrolysis activity; ATP binding.